GCCAGAUUUGAACUAAGGUCCUCCUGACUCCAGGGCUGGUGCUCUAUCCACUGCACCACCUAGCUGCCCUGAAAGACUCUUUUCUCGAUAAGACCAUGAAGGAGAGGGGCAGACAAAUGUACUAGGGAAUGAGACAAGAAAUGAAGAAGCACUGUCCUGGGUAGACAGUAAUAUGGAAGAAAAAGAUCUGGCUGUGGUCUAUAUUGCAGAUGCUGAAUCAGCUGAAGUCACCGGUCAAUGAGGGAACAAUGUGGAUGGUUGCCUAGCAUUGCCCUCUCUCUGUCUACCCAGGACUGGUGGGCAGAGUGGGAGAAAUUGGGACCAUUAAUUUUUUAGCUUUGCUUCAUGUACUAGCUGCCUACAUGAGAUACUAUCCUGGCAGAAAAGAAAGUGUGCCUCAAAGAAGACAGCACCUGGACAGUGUGUAUAGUAUAAGAGAAAAAGUGAAACGUAGAAGCAAGACAACCUCUUCUGCUCAAGGUCACAGGGCACUAAGGAGCCGAGAGAUUUCUCUCCUUCAUGUGAAAAGAAAAAGCUGUGGCAGCCUAGCCAACUUUUAUCCUAGGAAUUCAAGACCCAAGGUCAACAGGAACAUUUCUGCCCUUUCAGCAGGCAGGCAGAUUAAACAUUAGAGACUUCAUGGAUCACAGACCUACUUAUUCCCUCUGUGUCUCCUCUCCAAGCCUCUUCUGUGCCCUUCUCCAAGAGGAAUAGCCCCAAGCCUCCUGAAGACACAUUCGUGGAACCCACAAACUGUUGGUGAUUGGGAGUCAUGAGGGACCCUGUGAGCAGCCAGUACAGCUCUUUCCUUUUCUGGAGGAUGCCCAUUCCUGAACUGGACCUGUCCGAGUUGGAGGGCCUGGGACUGCUGGACAUGUCCACUUAUAAGACCCGAGGCAACAACAGUGGGAAAAUGUCUGAAGAUGAGCCAAGUGAAGCUGGGCAGAAGAACUGUCCUGAAGGCGAUGCCCUACUUGAGUACAGCACCUUCAACUUCUGGAGAGCCCCUAUUGCCAGCAUCCACUCCUUUGAGUUGGACUUGAUUUAAGGCUAAAACCUCUCUCCCUAUCACCAUUUCUGUACUUUCUCUUUCUUUGGCCCCUUCCUCCCUACACUUCGUUUUAGACCUGCUUUCCCCCUUCAUUGUGUUGAGGUGGUGCUAAAAGAAUCUGCCAUGGAAUGGCUAUUUAUUUAUUGUUAUUUAUUUCCCUCUAUAUUGUACCCCCACAGGCACCCCUCGUUCCCUACCAAGUCCUUCAAAUCACUUCAGAAGAGGUAUGGUUCUUCAAACAAAAGGUCCUAGGUACCCAAAUUCCUUUCUCUCCUGAGACUAGCUUUAGAAAACAAGUCUGACUGGGGGGCAGGCACAAACCAACCUGCCUCAGAGUCAAAGAGGAGCAGUAUAGUAGUGAGAGGUGUGGUAAAUUGGUUCUUGACCCCAUUGUUACCAGCUUUAUAGACAGUUUACCAGCCUUUCCAUCUCUACCCCUAGGUCAGUUAGCAUGGGUGGCUUUCUCAUGAAUCACUGAAAAUUCUGGGAUUUCUUUUUGGGAUUGUCUGCUAUAAAAAGGUAAAGCCUGUUCCAAACAAUAAAGUAACCAAGUGUCUUUCCAGGCAGAGAAGUAAGGGAUGAAGACUUAAGCCCUGAGGCAACAGAUGUUGAAAAAUGGAGCCAAGUGAAAAUACUUAAGCAAAUUCUUAAAUAAUUAAAGCCCUUCCCUCCCUUCUAUGGAGCUAUGUUCUUUCCUCCUCAAGACUUCUCUCUUCCUCAGCUUUGUUCUUAACUGAAGAACAUGGGUAGUGAUACGGAAAGUUCACUAAGAAAAAAACACAAAUCUCAAACUUUUAACAUGUUAUUUUUUGCUGUUUAUGACAGUCCCACGUUGUUGGGAGCAGGUCCUUAAGCCUGUUUUGUUCUUAGCUCCAUCCUGUAACCUACAGUCUCAAAGGACCUCAGCUUUAACCCCUUUAGAAAUUACCAGCCCAGCAGUCUCUAAUGGUUCAGGUACCUUGAGGGCAUAAAAUGAGAUGAUCAAUACCUUCUUCACAUCCUGACACUCUUUACCAUACUAUCUUUGAGAGUUCUCCACUCUUUCCCCGUUAUUUGUGCUGAUAAUUCCUCACUCUCAUCUAAUAAAGCUGUUUAAUCCCAUGCUUGAA
Molecule: messenger RNA, 2160 nt
Organism: Phascolarctos cinereus (koala)
Lineage: Eukaryota; Metazoa; Chordata; Mammalia; Diprotodontia; Phascolarctidae
Source: RefSeq, a predicted model, not a curated record